Molecule: messenger RNA, 1952 nt
Organism: Sapajus apella (tufted capuchin)
Lineage: Eukaryota; Metazoa; Chordata; Mammalia; Primates; Cebidae
Gene: LRRC23
Product: leucine rich repeat containing 23
Exons: 8
Coding region: 569-1597 (342 amino acids)
Molecular function (GO): protein binding
Source: RefSeq, a predicted model, not a curated record
UGCCAUAACAAUAGUACACAACCCCUCCUUCCCCUCGCGCGCUUGCUCAACAGUCCUUCCCUCUCGGGACCGAGGGCCUCUCCAGAGCUGCUUCUGGCUGAGCAGAACCAGGGUCUGAGCCCCUUUGCUAAGGGCAGUUGAGUGGGAGGGUUGGAGACUGCGCUUCAGCCUAGUGUCAGAGGGCCCAAGGAAAUGGGCCCAGUGGGGAAGGAGAAGUAGAAGAAAUGAACGGAGCAGGGGUUAGGGAUGGCACAACAGGAGCUAAGAGGAGAGAAGGAGGAGGAAUUGGUAGGGAAGACUGGAGAGCAUGGCUUAAGUGGGAGGUGGGAAGAAUAGGGGAGAGGGAAGUCCAGGAAGCAGGGACACUGGGCUGCUGGAAGAGCCCAGUGUGAGGACAGGAAAGGCCUCGGGGUGUGGGGCGACAUCCUGAAGGGAGAGGGUCCUCAGUGGAAAGUAUGAAGUAGAGGUUGAGGGUCAAAAUGAGAUGUUCACAGGGAUGAGGAAAGAAGCCUAGAGUUGGAGGAGGACUGAGCUUAUCUGACUCCAGAGCCUUCAGGAGGGAAGAAAGAUGUCAGAUGAAGAUGAUCUAGAAGACUUUGAUCCAGACCAGGACGAUUUUGAGAAAGAGGAAGAUGAGAAGGAGACAGAGGAGGAGGACUACAGAAAAGAGGGGGACGAGUUCCCUGAGGAAUGGCUGCCUAACCCCCUCACGGAGGACAUGAUGAAGGAAGGGCUUUCUCUGCUCUGUAAGACGGGCAGUGGGCUGGGUCAUGCUUAUGUUAAGCUGGAGGUUAAAGAGAGGGACCUGACAGACAUCUACUUGCUGCGCUCCUACAUCCAUCUGCGCUAUGUGGAUGUCUCUGAGAACCACCUGACAGACCUGUCUCCACUCAACCACCUCACCCACCUGCUCUGGCUCAAGGCUGAUGGCAAUCGGCUACGGAGUGCCCAGCUGAAUGAACGGCCCUACCUGCAGACUGCUAGUUUUGCUUAUAACCAGAUUACUGACACUGAAGGCAUCUCACAUCCUCGUCUGGGAAGCUUGAAUCUCAAAGGGAACAGCAUCCGCAUGGUGACAGGUCUGGACCCCCAGAAGCUGAUCAGCCUGCACACAGUGGAGCUUCGGGGGAACCAGCUGGAAAGCACCCUGGGAAUCAACCUUCCUAAGCUGAAGAACCUCUACCUGGCCCAAAACUUGCUGAAGAAGGUGGAAGGCCUGGAGAACCUGAGCAAUCUCACCACUUUGCAUCUUCGAGACAACCAGAUUGACACUCUGAGUGGCUUCUCCAAGGAAAUGAAAUCACUGCAGUACCUCAACCUGAGGGGCAACUUGGUGGCCAACUUGGGGGAGCUGGCCAAGCUUCAAGACCUGCCCAAGCUGCGAGCCUUGGUGCUGCUGGAUAACCCAUGCACGGAUGACGCCAAGUACCGCCAGGAGGUCCUGGUGCAGAUGCCAUACCUCGAACGUCUAGACAAGGAAUUCUAUGAGGAGGAGGAACGGGCUGAGGCUGAUGAGAUUCGGCAGAGUCUGAAGGAAAACCAGGAGCAGGAGCCUGAACCCCAGCAUGAUCUGGAACCGGAACAGUCUUUGAUCUAGCCUCUAAAGAUAGAGAUCAAAGAUGCUGGCCUUCAGACCUAAUCAGAUUCCCAGGGAGGCCAGCACAUUCAUACCUGCUCCAGGCGGACAGAGGAUGCCUCUUUUUGCCCCAAAGUUGGAAAUUCAUCACAGUCUGAGGCCCAGGAUCCCUCUCUGUACUGGUCCCCUGGGCAGUGUGGGCUGCAGAGUGGGGUGCCUAGGCCUGAGUAAGGCCUGGAACCUAGGCCCAUGUUCGCCCUGGGGCAGGCAUGGGUAGGAGCCUAGCCCGCGUGGGCCACGGGGUGCUGGUAGGAAUGGCUGGAGAGACCUGGAGGCGGCUGGGGUGUUUGGAUUUCCAAUAAAGAGGCACUGUGAU